This is a messenger RNA of Spodoptera litura, 6161 nucleotides long. It is a transcript of the gene Chd1, whose product is annotated as chromodomain-helicase-DNA-binding protein 1. Gene Ontology annotation, biological process: nucleosome organization. Gene Ontology annotation, molecular function: ATP hydrolysis activity; DNA binding; ATP-dependent chromatin remodeler activity. NCBI's taxonomy places the organism in Eukaryota, Metazoa, Arthropoda, Insecta, Lepidoptera, Noctuidae. Gene Ontology annotation, cellular component: nucleus; chromatin. The record is from RefSeq and is a predicted model, not a curated record.
UUCGUCAGGCAGCUGGCAGAUGGCAAUAUGGCUGUAGCUUUCGAGUUUCGCUGGCAGUGCGCGGUGCUCGCAUCAUUUCCAGUACUGAAGUAGUAUUUCUGACGGCUCUAAAGAUUCGUUUUUUAAUUUUUUAGUGGUUAUUGUCUCUGUUUACCUUAAAUUAUCUAAUGUUUUGUGGCAAAAUUACUGUUUUUUCAUUUCCGUCGUCACCAGAAUUUAUUCGACGACAAAAUGGCGUCGCUUGACAAGAUUUUACUGCAAAAUAUUUUUUCGCAUUUUAUACGCUUAUCAUAAAAAUAUGCCGGAAAAAUUUAUUUCAAGUGUUUUCUUAACAAUUUUCUUGAUGAAUUAUUCAGUUUUUGUUCGUUUCGGUCGUUAAUUAUAUAAGAAACCGUGUAUUCCUUGAAUUUACUACAAAAUGCACCUGAUGGGAUUCAUGAAUGAAUCUGGAAGUGAUUCAAAUAGCGAUAAGGGUGAGAAGAGUGAUUCUAGUGGAUCAGGUUCCGGAAGUGAAAGUGAAAGCGGAUCUAGUUCAUCUGGUUCAGGAUCAGAAAGGUCUGGUUCUGAAAAAUCCUUGGACAGGUCCCAUCACAGUGAUGACACAAAAUCAUCACCAAAGCACAGCAAUGCUAACUCAUCAAAAUCUGAUCAUCAUACUGACAAAAACACAUCUGAUGAAGAUUCCCCAUCUAAAUCUAAAUCACGUAAUAGCAAGUUAAAAUCUGAUUUAUGGGAAGACAAUCCAGACAUAUAUGGAAUCAGGAGGUCGGCUAGGUCAAGAAAGGAACCAGAUAGACUAAAAUUAGCUGAUAGUGAUUCAAGUGAAAGGGGCAGGACCCACAGUAGAAAAAGUAGAAAAAAAAGUGCAUCAUGGAAUUCAGACUCGUCAGAUAGUGAUAGUGACUUGAAAGGUUCCCCACCUCCACCUUCGAAGAGACCAGGCCAAAGAAGUGUACCUCUCAGAAAAAGGAAACCAACACGAAGAAGAUUUUCUAGUGAUGAGGAUGAGAGUUCUGAAGGCAGUGAUGAUGAUACCAAAAGGACAGCAACGCGACGAACGGGUGCUGCAGUCAGUUACAAAGAAGCGAGUGAUGAACAAACCGACUCGUCUGAUCUUUUGGAAGUGGAAGGAGUGGAUGGUGAAGCCGAGGCUGAACCAGAACCGGAAGAUCAUAGUGAGACUAUUGAAAAAGUCUUAGGCGUUCGGCGAGGGAAGAAAGGAGUCACUGGAAAUGUGACUACACUUUACUAUAUAGAGGAGCAUGGAGACCCUAAUGAAGGCUGUAAUCCCGACGAUCCUGAAACCACUGAACCUCAGUACCUGAUCAAAUGGAAAGGCUGGUCCCAUAUACAUAAUACAUGGGAGUCUGAGAGGUCUCUAAACGAACAAAAGGUCAAAGGUCUUAAGAAAUUAGAAAACUAUAUCAAGAAAGAAGCUGACUUAUCGUGGUGGAGGCAGCAGGCAGGUCCUGAGGAUAUAGAUUACUUUGAAUGCCAAAACGAGUUGCAACAAGAAUUGGUGAAGACCUAUAACAAUGUGGAGAGGAUAAUAGCGGAACAAACACGGGAACUGGAAGGCGGCGGAACUGCUCACGAAUAUUUUUGCAAGUGGGAGUCGCUUCCGUAUGCUGAUGCUACCUGGGAAGAUGCCGUUUUAAUAGAAAAGAGAUGGCCACAGGAAGUGGAGCAUUUUAAAUACAGAGAAGCGGCGAAAACGACGCCUUCGAGACAUUGUCCUGUGUUGAGGAGAAGGCCGAAGUUUCAUCAUGUCAAAGAACAGCCAGAAUACAUGGGCAAAGAUGCUAGCUUUACAUUGAGAGAUUAUCAGAUGGAUGGAUUGAAUUGGUUAAUACAUUCCUGGUGUAAAGACAAUUCCGUUAUUCUUGCCGAUGAAAUGGGUUUAGGUAAAACUAUACAGACAAUUUGUUUCCUAUACUACCUCUUCAAAUCACAACAGCUUUAUGGACCAUUCCUAUGUGUCGUGCCUUUAAGUACAAUGACAGCGUGGCAAAGAGAGUUUGAGCAGUGGGCGCCUGAUAUUAACGUUGUGACUUAUAUUGGUGAUCUCUCCAGUAGAGAUAUUAUCAGACAAUUUGAAUGGAGUUUUGCAAGUUCGAAAAGACUGAAAUUCAAUGCCAUCUUAACCACUUAUGAGAUUCUACUUAAAGAUAGACAGUUCCUGAGGUCGUUUAGUUGGGCGUGUCUGUUGGUUGAUGAAGCUCAUAGGUUGAAGAACGAUGAUUCUUUAUUGUAUAAAGCACUCAAGGAAUUUGAUACCAAUCAUCGGUUAUUGGUGACUGGCACUCCAUUACAGAAUUCUCUGAAAGAAUUAUGGGCCUUAUUGCAUUUUAUUAUGCCUUACAAGUUUGAAUCUUGGGAAGAUUUUGAGAAGGAUCAUGAAGAUGCUGCCACCAAGGGUUAUGAAAAAUUGCACAAGCAAUUAGAACCUUUCAUAUUAAGGAGGCAGAAAAAGGAUGUAGAAAAGUCAUUACCUGCUAAAGUAGAACAAAUACUUAGGGUAGAAAUGACUUCAAUUCAAAAGCAAUAUUAUAAGUGGAUCCUAACCAAAAAUUAUAGUGCCCUCAGGAAGGGUGUGAAGGGGUCUAUAAACACAUUCAUUAAUAUAGUUAUUGAGUUAAAGAAGUGUUGUAACCAUGCCUUAUUAACCAAGCCUGAAGAUUUUGAAUCUAGGGCAUCACUUGCGACAACUGAUGCUGUAGAGAAAUUAUUGAGAGGUUCGGGAAAAUUACUCCUAUUAGAUAAGCUAUUAUGUAGGUUAAAAGAAACAGGUCACAGAGUCCUUAUAUUUUCUCAAAUGGUUAGAAUGUUGGACAUUUUAGCUGAAUAUUUACAAAGGAGACAUUUUCCAUUUCAACGUCUCGAUGGUAGUAUAAAAGGUGAAAUUAGGAAGCAAGCCUUAGAUCACUUCAAUGCUGAAGGAUCUACUGAUUUCUGCUUUCUUUUAUCGACACGUGCCGGCGGCCUGGGUAUCAACUUAGCCACUGCCGACACUGUAAUCAUAUUUGACUCUGAUUGGAAUCCACAAAAUGAUUUACAAGCUCAAGCACGAGCACAUCGUAUCGGACAAAAAAAUCAGGUUAACAUUUAUAGAUUAGUAACUGCUAGAUCUGUAGAAGAAGACAUUGUUGAAAGAGCAAAAAGAAAAAUGGUGCUUGAUCAUCUAGUUAUCCAGAGAAUGGACACUACUGGCCGGACGGUUCUCAACAAGCGAGAUGCGUCGGCAACCAGCGCUAACAAUCCAUUCAAUAAAGAAGAUUUGAAUGCGAUAUUGAAAUUUGGUGCUGAAGAGUUAUUCAAAGAUGAUGAUGAAAAUGAUGAGGAUCCUGUCUGUGAUAUUGACGAAAUCUUGCAACGAGCCGAGACUCGUGAUGAGGGUCCCUCUAUGGCGGGUGAUGAAUUGCUCUCAGCAUUCAAAGUAGCCAGUUUUGCCUUUGAUGAAGAUAAAGCUGUAAUGGAAGUCAAAAAGGAAAAUGCAGAAGAGGAGAGCAAAGAUUGGGAUGAUAUUAUACCUGAAAAUGUUCGGAAAACAAUAGCUGAACAGGAGAAAAAUAAAGAAAUGGAAGACCUAUACUUGCCUCCUAGGAGAAAGAAUCUGCAAUCUAAUAACGAUACUAGUGCUGAAGGUCGUAAGCGUCGUGGUCGUGGUUCGGCAGAAGGCGGUGAUGGCGCCGACCUAGAUGGUGACGCUGAGAGUGAUGGAUCCGAUGGAGGUUCUGAUGAUGACCGGCCACGCAAGAGAGGAAGACCUCCAGCAUCACACAGAGAGAAGAUCAAAGGGUUCACUGAUCAAGAGAUUAGAAGAUUUGUUAAGAGUUUCAAGAAGUUUUCGGCGCCACUGAAGCAUCUUGAUAGCAUAGCGUGUGAUGCAGAACUGCAAGAAAAACCUCUGGCAGAACUCAAAAAACUGGGAGAAAUUCUACAAGAAAGAUGUAAGGCGGUGCUAAAUGAAACGGCAGAUACAGCAAACGAACAAACAGAGGGCCGCAAAAAUGCAAGAAAGACAUUCAAACUCGGUGGAGUUCCUGUCAAUGCCAAAACGAUGGCCGCCUGCCAGGAUGAACUUGCGGCGCUGGACGUCUUCUUGCCCGACACUAAAGAAGAGAGGUUAAAGUGGCAAUUAGAUUUCAGGACAAGACCAGCUAACUUUGACGUUGAAUGGAGUGUAGCAGAUGACUCAAAAUUACUGGCAGGAAUAUACCAAUACGGUAUGGGUUCAUGGGAAGCUAUAAAAAUGGAUUCAUCAUUUGAGAUUGGAGACAAAAUACUCACUAACGAAGAUAAGAAACCUCAGGCAAAACAUUUACAAUCACGCGCCGAGUAUUUAUUGAAACUAAUUAAGAAAUUGUUAGACCAGAAGAAUGGCAAGCAAAAACAGAGGAAGCCUCGGACUAAACGGGGUCAGAAAGAGCCAGUUACUAAAGACAUAGUGGAAGAUGAUGGUAGCUCUCCAGAUGAGAAUAAGAAAAAUAAUAAGACUGGUAAAAAUGAUAAACAGGAUAAGAAUAAAUCGAAGUUAGAUGAUAUUUUGACACAUGAUGAAGCUUCAAAUGAUAGGAAAGAUAGAGAUAAAAAACGCACAAAGAGAGACAGCAACAGAAAAUCUGACAAAUUAAAACCUCGGAAUAAGAAACCUGCUGGUCCCAUGCAUUUUACAGCUAACAAUGAGCCAAGAGCAUUGGAGGUUCUUGGUGACCUUGACCCAUCAGUUUUUGAAGAGUGCAAAGAAAAGAUGAGGCCUGUCAAAAAGGCCUUACGAGCUCUAGACAAUCCAGAUCAAACAUUGUCGGAAGCUGAUCAAGUUGCUAGAACGAGAGCUUGUCUAACGCAAAUAGGAAACCAAAUAGACAUAUGUGUAGAUGCAUAUCCUGAUCCUGAAAAGAAAGUAGAGUGGAGAAGUAAUCUCUGGUAUUUUGUGUCGAAAUUCACAAACUUUGACGCAAAGCAGCUUUAUAGGUUAUAUAAAUAUGGACUGAAGAAAAAUGAAUCGUCUAGUAAGAAAGAUGGCAAACAUAAAGAAAAUGUUAAGAAUAAUAAGAAUAAUCACAAUAGUAAUCAUGUAAAAUCCUAUAAAAAAGAUGGAAAAGCAGAUAAUGCAAACGAUAAAAAAGAGAAGAGGCCUAAAACAGAUCGCGAUAAAAUAGACAAACUAAACGACAAAACUCCACAUACUUCUGGCAUUAAGAGAAAGUUAGAAGAAGGAGAGUGUGACCCGGAACCUAACGAAAAUAAACGUCACGAAAGACAUAAACACAAGCACAAGGAUCGCAAGGAUAGGGAUAGGAGCAGGAGCCUGAAGCGGGACGAUUUGAUGUACAGAGAGCGGAGCCGGACGGAGCGGGAGCGGGAGCGAGACCGCGACAGGGAGCGCGACCGAGACCGGGACCGAGAGCGCGAGCGGGACCGCGACCGAGACCGUGAGCGAUCUCGUACGCGUCGCGACAGUGGCGGCCUGGGCAGCGCGCGCUCGCGCCCGCCCUACUCCAUGGCGCACCCGCACCCCGAGCACCCGGCGCACCCCGCCUGGACGCCGCCCGCCUACCCCGGCCCGCGCCAGUACCGCACGGACCGCACUCCGCGUCCUCACGACAAGAGGAGCAGGUACAGCAGCUUCGGUGCAGUGCCGGGCCCAUACAGCGCUUACUAUGACAGCGCUAGUAUGCCGGGGAGUAUGGGCUUCCCGCCAGUGCGGCCGUACCCGGACGAGUGGCGUGGGUACACGCAAGCUGAGUACGCGUACGAUGAGCGGGACUACGAGCGGGAGGUGUACCGGAGAGAUUACGAUCGCCGCGCACCUCCCACGUAAAGUUUCGGUUCCGUCUCCUGUAAAUAACUCUGUAUUUGUAAAUAAUAGACUAGAAAUCUCUUGUCGAGAAUGCUGGUUUAACCGUGAAGUGUAAAGUUUAAGUGACAAAAAGUGCUGUGGUUUUUAUCUAUGUGAUAAGCGAAAGCGCAUCGAUAUAAAAUGAGACAUUAAUAGUGACAUUUUAUAAGUAAGACUGUAUAGUAAAUUUAAUUUAUUGCCGAAUCUGUCUAUUGUUAGUGUACAGAAUUUAGAAAGAAAUACCAUUAAUUUUUAUAAUGUUCCAAUUUAGUCGCAGUCGUAAUGUUUUAUAAUGUCUAAUCCAAUUAUCUAUUUAUUU